Molecule: messenger RNA, 381 nt
Organism: Didymodactylos carnosus
Lineage: Eukaryota; Metazoa; Rotifera; Eurotatoria; Philodinida; Philodinidae
Source: the annotation of a GenBank genome assembly
AUGAUUAUUUUUUUAUUACUUCUAAUUAUUGCAUCCGCAUUAAAACAGAUUUAUUCAGCUAUGACAUAUAAACAUAAUCCACAGUCGAAGGACUUGUUAUCAAUGCAUUUAGGAAAACGUGGUGAAAGUGUACAUAAUAAAAAUGAUGAAAGAAAUCAGACUUCUGCAUCAGAAUUUGUCAAUAUUGAAAUGACAGAAAAGAAUGAAACGGAUGAAAAUUAUCUAAUUGAUAAUAAUAGCCAAUUAUAUCGACAACAAAUAUUAAAACCAAGACUGUUAACAAGUAUAUUACGUUCUAAUUCAUUAAUUAGUUCAACUCCAAAAACACAUAAAAGAGUUCAUAUUCAAGGAUUUUUUAACGAUUGUUUUGAACAAUCAUAA